Molecule: messenger RNA, 270 nt
Organism: Fusarium proliferatum ET1
Lineage: Eukaryota; Fungi; Ascomycota; Sordariomycetes; Hypocreales; Nectriaceae
Exons: 1
Coding region: 1-270 (89 amino acids)
Source: RefSeq, a predicted model, not a curated record
AUGGCUGUGUUGCCAGCACUGACACUAGCACUACCUGGUCUCUUGCUGGAGGGCCGUGCUCAGAUCUUCACAUCUACAUUGCCAUUCAAUGUGGUUCCCCUCCUUAAACGAAACCCCUCUAUGACCUCACCUACCCCUUCGGUGUAUCUUGUGCGAGCCUCCUCAAACUCCACAGAAAACACAGAAAAUAUAAAUCUUUUCUCAAACUUUGGACUCUCGCUGCUCGUUACUGGGAGACCGAAGGAGGGUCCUGCGAAACGCUCGGCGUAA